Messenger RNA from Blastomyces gilchristii SLH14081, 2792 nucleotides. Its product is annotated as tRNA uridine 5-carboxymethylaminomethyl modification enzyme GidA. Gene Ontology annotation, cellular component: cytosol. Gene Ontology annotation, molecular function: flavin adenine dinucleotide binding. NCBI's taxonomy places the organism in Eukaryota, Fungi, Ascomycota, Eurotiomycetes, Onygenales, Ajellomycetaceae. The record is from RefSeq and is a predicted model, not a curated record. Bases 77 to 2173 code for a protein of 698 amino acids. Gene Ontology annotation, biological process: tRNA wobble uridine modification; tRNA methylation. The transcript has 2 exons.
UGAUUUACACCGAGGUUGCGCUGAUGGAUCAGGUUUCUGGCAGUGUAUCUGGAUUUAUUUCUGCUGGACUGUUACGAUGUAUUUGAGAACACGGCCAUUUACAGCACUCCGCUGGGCCUGUGUUUCUCGUCCACGACCCUCUCGAAGUGUCAGAACAUUUGCGACUGUGAACUCAGAUGCCCAACCUUACGAUGUUGUUGUCAUCGGAGGCGGCCAUGCUGGUUCAGAAGCAUGCGCUGCUGCUGCCCGCUUGGGAGCCCGAACCGCCCUCGUAACGCCCUCUCGCUCGAACAUCGGCGUAUGCUCGUGCAAUCCCAGUAUCGGCGGAAUCGGCAAAGGGACCAUGAUACGGGAGAUCGAUGCGCUAGAUGGAGUGGCAGGCAAGGUUACUGAUAAGGCUGGGAUCCAAUUUCGGAUAUUGAACAGGUCCAAGGGCGAGGCUGUCUGGGGUCCCAGAGCCCAGAUCGACCGUGUGUUGUAUCAGAAAAAUAUGUUGGAAGAAUUGAGCAAUACGCCCGGGUUAAGCAUUGUUGAGGGCAAAGUGGGGGACAUUGUUGUUUCAAAGGAUCACUCACCUGAGGGGUCUCAAGGGAAAAUUGUCGGUGUACGACUGGAGUCUGGCGAGGUGAUACCGACUGGACGUGUGAUUAUUACAACAGGCACAUUCCUCGGCGGAGAGAUACAUAUUGGGCUUGAAUCCUUCCCCUCAGGCCGUAUGGGGGAAGCAGCCACAUUUGGAUUAAGCAAGUCCUUGCGUGAGGCCGGAUUCAAGCUUGGUCGACUAAAGACAGGAACACCUCCCCGACUUGACAAGAAGACGAUCGACUUCUCGAACUUACAAGUCCAACCAGGAGACUCUCCACCCGUUCCAUUUUCGUAUCUAAACAAGAGAGUAGAUGUCAAUGAUGAGGACCAGCUCCCUUGCUGGUCUACCUAUACCAAUGAGGCCGCGCAUCAGAUUGUCAGGGACAACCUUGACAAAUCCAUCCACAUUCGCGAGACGGUGAAAGGUCCUCGAUACUGUCCAUCCCUCGAGUCCAAAAUCAUCCGAUUCAAAGACAAACAGCGACAUAUGAUCUGGCUGGAGCCCGAGGGCUUUGAACCAAAUGAAGUUAUCUACCCAAAUGGCAUCUCGAUGACAAUCCCCGCCGAUGCGCAACUUGCUAUGCUUCGAACGGUUGCCGGGCUAGAAAAUGUCCAUAUGCUCCAGGCUGGUUACGGAGUAGAAUAUGACUACGUCGAUCCACGCUCGCUACGACCAACACUAGAAACUAAACUAAUCAGCGGCCUCUAUCUCGCGGGCCAGGUCAAUGGCACUACGGGCUACGAAGAAGCUGCAGGACAGGGUGUUUUAGCUGGUAUCAACGCCGGCUUAGCGUCUAAGGGAAAGCCUCCAUUCACUCUUUCCCGCUCGGAUAGCUUCAUCGGCAUCAUGAUCGAUGACCUCAUCACAAAGGGCGUCUCUGAGCCCUACCGAAUGUUCACCUCGCGGAGUGAGUAUCGCAUCUCCACCCGCUCCGAUAAUGCAGAUCUACGCCUCACCGCCCGCGGUCGAGAGGUUGGAGUCGUCGGUGAUAAGCGCUGGGAACACUUCAGCCAAGUCCAGGAACAGGUCACAGAAUUACAAACACUACUCGAGAACACCAAAUUCCCAUCGACCCUAUGGGCACGCAAAGGUUUCGCCGUUCACUGCGACCACAACCCCCGCUCAGCCUUUGAUCUACUCCGCCUACGAGACGUCUCUAUCGACGAUAUCAUCCCUCACAUCGAGCCACCAUCGUCAAAGGGUGGAAAGGCAUAUACAACCUCUUCAUUCCCGCCGGAGAUAAAAUACCGCGUCUCCAUCGAGGGCCGCUAUGCACCGUACGUAACAAUGCACGAAGCUAGGGCGCGCAGCUUCGAAAAGGAUGAGGCUCUUUUACUGCCGCCGGAUAUGAACUAUUCACUAAUCACUGGCUUGAGCACUGAGGAGAGGGCGGCGCUAGAGAGGGUCCGGCCGGAGAGUAUAGGUAUGGCCCGCAGGAUUGAAGGGAUGACACCUGUUGCAGCAUUGAAGCUGUUGGUAUACGUUCGUAAAAAUACGACCGGCCAGAUUCGGGAAGAUCCUCAAUUGAAAGCUGGAGAAGAUUUGAAUGUACCUGAUGAAGCAACUAGGGUUGCGUCUUCGAUAUGAUCCUGUCUAUCGUGUCUCGGGAGGAUUUUCCUAUAUAUAUAUCCCUGUAUUUUAUUCGUGUACAUGUACAAAACGCUAUUUCCCUUGCGUCAUUUCCUUCUAUCCGAGCUAUGGAAGUUUUCCCCACUCUGUCUCGGGGCGUUUGGUACUUAGCUUCUUAUGUGGACGGAUGCAUAUUAUGGUAUACCUCUUUUUGAAGAUCUUUUGCAUAUAUGUAUGUCUUUGGGUGCAUAGAGGGCGCCAAAUCUGGGAUUCCCCCUUCAUACAUUUGGCGUGAUGUAGUUUUCUGGCGGCUUAUUUCUCUGCUAUUUACCCGAUGGAAGAUAUGGAUGGCGUUGGAAAAGUAUAUUUAUUAUUUUAUUUUGACCAUUACUUUUAAUCCCUAUCGUUUAUAACUUCGGGCUGGUAUAUAAAAUAAUAUGUGAGAGAUUAUUGCCAGUUUCUUGGGCGUUAGCUGGCUGCUCCUGUCGGAGAGGAGAACUCCAUAUAUAUAUUGCGGCCCACACCUAUCCUGCACCUGGCAAAACAUAGGACAAGUAUACAAUGAUAUACAAGUGCAUCACAACCAAACACGUAGAUAUUACAGUAUUAUAAUGAAAUUCAAAUAACUAUACAUACA